CUAUAUUAUAUAUGGCUCCACUCCUGUGCCGACCCCCGUCGUCUUUCUCGCAGAUGGUGUGUAAGUUUGCCCCUCCAUGUUGUUGCAAUAACCUCACGGUACCAGAUUUCUCACCCUCACGCAGGGGCGCACUGUUUAUACAACUGGAGAAGUCUUCACACCAAAAUGUCCAUAGCAGUCUCUAUCCCAAUGAUUUGGCAGACAGCACCAAACCCCCUCUUAAAACAACCUCGGAUCAUUUGGCAUCGGCACCAUCGUCCAGCCCCGCCCCUGCAGCUCCAGCUCCAUAAAAACCCCGAGAGCGACUCUUCUUCAUUCAUUCGCUUCCCUGCGGAGGAUAACAACACAUCCAAGGCGUCCAUCUCUCAGAGAUCUUUCAAAACAGGACUAUUUGGGAAUUAUCGCCCAGCAAAAAAGUGAAAAAGAAAUGAAUUCUGUGUGCAUUGCAGCUCCUGUUUCCAAUACAAUGAACACUGACAUCCAGCAGUCUAGCAGCCCAGCUUGCCUGUGGAGACCAUGGCUCAUGACAAGAAAGGAUGCACAAACUGAAUGCCAGAGAACCAAGUUGGCUUGUCCUUAUUCCAGGCCAGAAAUGCCCAGUAACACUACAACAGAUGGCAAAAUGCAGUCCUUCCAGCACCCUGUCAGGCUGUAUUGGCCCAGAUCGAAAUCCUACGACUACCUCUUCAGCGAUGGCGAGGCCCUGCUCAGAAAUUUCCCAGCGCAGGCCACCAUAAACUUCUACGAUGAGUCAGACAGCGAGGAAGAGGAGGACAGCUGUGAUGAAGAUGACGACAGCGACGCUGAGGAGUGUCUUAAACUUAACAGUCACUUCACCAGUUACAACUGAAUGUUCAUCCUCACCCGUCUUUGCAACAGUGACCUUACGCUGAGGAAAAGAUCAUAAAUUUAACAUCAACACUGGAUAAUGCCACAUCGCGCUCUAUUAGAGAAGUCGUGCCAUCAAUAAUUCAGUGCAUGGACAUGGUGUUUCUUAUGAGCAUCUAGAGCACACAACCAGAGUGAUUUUACUGAUUGUUUUAUGCAGGAAACAUCAAUUACAUGAAUGCAGAUUUAGAUAUGUCUUGCAUAAAAGUAAUUCAGAUGCAAUCCCACAUUGGGAAAUGUUGUUUCAGAGUGAUCUCAGGGUUCUUACCUUCUUUUGUAUAUAAAAUUCUAUUUGUAUUCUAU
Molecule: messenger RNA, 1191 nt
Organism: Sinocyclocheilus anshuiensis
Lineage: Eukaryota; Metazoa; Chordata; Actinopteri; Cypriniformes; Cyprinidae
Product: protein ripply1-like
Exons: 4
Coding region: 428-850 (140 amino acids)
Biological process (GO): negative regulation of transcription by RNA polymerase II; embryonic pattern specification
Cellular component (GO): nucleus
Source: RefSeq, a predicted model, not a curated record